Messenger RNA from Colossoma macropomum (tambaqui), 4065 nucleotides. RefSeq names its product histone-lysine N-methyltransferase EHMT2-like. The transcript has 28 exons. The record is from RefSeq and is a predicted model, not a curated record. Gene Ontology annotation, molecular function: zinc ion binding; histone methyltransferase activity; protein-lysine N-methyltransferase activity. Bases 90 to 3581 code for a protein of 1163 amino acids. NCBI's taxonomy places the organism in Eukaryota, Metazoa, Chordata, Actinopteri, Characiformes, Serrasalmidae. Gene Ontology annotation, cellular component: nucleus.
UUGAAAUUGUGCCGGUUGAAGCAGCCAUUUGUCGGAGCGCGUCGCCGCUGUGUCAGUCUCUUUUCUUUUUCCUCCUCUUUUGGAGAAACAUGUCGACAGAAGGAAGGAUGGACGAGAGUCCGUCAGACAGAAGCCCAGCGAACUCCAAACCCACAGGAUGUCCAUCGCUGAAAGGAAAAGAGAAGGAUGAGCAGGCCGCAGAGAAAGCAGCCACGUCCAGCUCCAGCAAACCAUUUGCAGGUCAUGCUUCUAAGUCUGUCCCUCCCUCCUCUCCGUCCUCGGUUUCCGGACGAGCGAAAAUGAGUGUGUGUGGGCCGGGCAGUAAAAACCCCGCCCCCUCCUCUUCCUCUCUUUCUUCACCCUCCUCCUCGUCCUCCUCCACUCCACCACCUAAAGUCCACCGUGCUCGCAAGACCAUGAACAGACCCCCACUCACUCAGGUGCGCUCUGUCGAAGCGUCUGCUGUAACUCCUGUGAAACCAGCCGCGAGCAGCUCUUCAGAAUCUGACACAGCAGUGAAGAAGCGGAAGGUGGAGACAGACUCAGACUCCACGGCGCCACCUGCAGAAAGUCCAGCCAAAGUUUCCGAGCCACAGCCAGAGCCCCCAGUUACUGUGACUCCUGUGAACGUAUCACCUGUGGCAGAGAAAGUGGAGCCUGUAGCCACCGCAACCAAGGAGCACCCCGGCAGUUGGCUGGAGGAUCUGGAUGAUGAAGCAGACGAGGAAGACUUCCACCUGAUGUACAACAGCUACGCGGGAGACGACGUCAUUUACUCUGACAGCAAGUCUGAUGAUGGAAUGAUGGAGGGACCACUGGAGGUACGAAUGGGAGGAGAUAUGAGUCACCUGUCUGAACAGAUUUCCCCGUCUGAGCAGCCCAGAGCAGGACUGAAGAAGAAGCAGCAGGACAAAGAGAAGGACACUGCAGCAGCGGCAGAGCCAGAUGCAGCCGCUGCUCCAGCAGGGGGCUCCACUGACUACACUGAAGUUCCUCUGGGGUCUCUGGACAUCUCUGCUGCAGACAGCCUCACUCUGUCCCCUCAGGCAGACGGCAGUGAUAGAGAGAUGGAGCGGAUGGAGGAGUUGCCGCUGUGUAGCUGUAGGAUGGAGGCUCCUCGUGUGGAGCGACUCACCGCGCACACGCAGCGCACCUGCAUGGCCAUCGAGAGCAUCAAUGGACAGCUGGUGGGCUGUACCAAUAAGAUCAUGAAGGGGGAGACGAUGCGUCCGUCCAGCCGUGUGUCUCUGAUGGUUCUGUGUGAAACUCAUCGCUCACACAUGGUCAAACACCACUGCUGCCCGGGCUGCGGAUACUUCUGCCUGUCUGGAACGUUUCUGGAGUGCUGUCCGGACGUUCGUAUUGCUCACCGGUUCCACCGUGGCUGUGUGUCGGUGUUGGGCAGUGGGCGGAGCCGUUGUGGAGCGGGCGGCGGUCUGCUGUUCUGCCCGCACUGUGGAGAGGAUGCCUCUGAGGCCCAGGAGGUCACCAUCCCCCCGGCAACACCGACACCAGGGGCAACUGUAGUCACAGCAACCGCUUCCUCAACAACAACCACACCCUCGCUCCUCCCGUCCACGCUCACCGUGGCAACCACAGCGCUUAGCAACGAGAAGAGGACUGGCGAGCCAAUCAGUGCGAGGAUGCAUUGGCGUGGUGAGGCAAGAAAGGGGGCGGAGCUUCAGUUACAGGCUCCCAGUGCUGCGGCUGGAGGGGGUGUGGUUGAGGAUGUGAUUGCCCAGGGUGACGGGGGUGUGGACAGUGUGGGCCCCUCCCUCGUUCUGCCCAAUGGGAAGCCAGUCUGCCCCAGUGCACUUCCUCCAGGAGACAGGAGGGCGGCGCUACAGAGAGCGAUUCUCACCCAGGAUACCGAGAGGAAGAAGAAACUGAGGUUCCAUCCACGCCAGCUUUACCCAGCAGCCAAACAGGGGGAGGUCCAGAAAGUUCUGCUCAUGCUCAUGGAAGGUAUAGAUCCAGCAUAUCAGCCUGAUUCUCAGAAUCGUCGUUCUGCUCUUCAUGCUGCAGCUCAGCGUGGCCUGCUGGACGUCUGCUACCUCCUUAUACAGGCAGGCGCUAAGGUGGACGCUCAGGAUAAAAGUCUGAGGACUCCUCUGCUGGAAGCGAUCAUGAACAACCAGGUGGAGGUGGCCCGAUUCCUCAUGCAGAGCGGAGCGUGUGUUUACCACGUAGAGGAAGAUGGCUCCACUGGUCUUCAUCACGCUGCUAAACUGGGGAAUCUGGAGAUCGUCACGCUUUUACUCAACACCGGUCAGGUGGACAUAAACGCUCAGGACAGUGGUGGAUGGACUCCAAUAAUCUGGGCUGCUGAACACAGACACACUGACAUAAUCAGAGCUCUACUGAACCGGGGGGCCGACGUCACACUCAAAGACAAGGAGAUGAAUGUGUGUUUGCACUGGGCGUCGUUUGCGGGCAGCGCGGAGAUCGCUGAGCUGGUUCUGAAUGCGGGCUGUCCACUCUCGAGCGUGAACCUGCAUGGAGACACGCCGCUGCACAUCGCUGCCCGAGAAGGAUACAACGACUGCGUCACGUUGUUCCUGUCUCGCGGAGCGGACAUUGACGUGAUGAACAGGGAAGGAGACACGCCCCUCUCCCUGGCGCGCCCUGAUUCGCCGGUUUGGGUGGCGCUCCAGAUAAACAGGAAGUUGCGCAGAGGAAUAGCCAAUCGGAUCGUCCGGACAGAGAGGAUCAUCUGCAGUGAUAUAGCUCAGGGCUAUGAGAACAUUCCCAUCCCCUGUGUGAACGGAGUGGACGAUGAAGGCUGUCCGUCUGAUUAUAAAUACAUCGCCGAGAACUGCGAAACGUCCGCCAUGAACAUCGACCGCAACAUCACCCACCUACAGCACUGUAGCUGCACUGAUGACUGCUCCUCCAGUAACUGCCUGUGUGGACAGCUCAGCAUCCGCUGCUGGUACGACAAGGACCAGCGCCUCCUUCAGGAGUUCAAUAAGAUAGAGCCUCCUCUGAUCUUUGAGUGUAACCUGGCGUGUUCCUGUUAUAAAUCCUGUAAGAACAGGGUGGUGCAGGCUGGAAUAAAGGUGCGUUUACAGCUCUAUCGUACUGAGAAGAUGGGCUGGGGUGUCAGAGCUCUACAGGACAUUCCACAGGGCAGCUUCAUCUGCGAGUAUGUCGGAGAGCUGAUCUCUGAUGCAGAAGCUGAUGUGAGAGAAGAUGAUUCAUAUUUGUUUGAUCUGGAUAACAAGGAUGGUGAGGUGUACUGCAUCGACGCCCGUUACUAUGGUAACAUAAGUCGUUUCAUUAAUCAUCUGUGUGACCCAACAUCAUCCCUUGUGCGAGUGUUCAUGCUGCAUCAGGACCUGCGCUUCCCCCGCAUCGCCUUCUUCAGCUCCAGAGACAUCCUAACAGGACAGGAGCUCGGGUUUGAUUAUGGAGAUCGAUUCUGGGACAUUAAGAGUAAAUACUUCACGUGUCAGUGCGGCUCGGAGAAAUGUAAACAUUCGGCCGAAGCCAUCGCGCUGGAGCAGAGCCGGCUGGCCCGCAUGGAGACGUGUCCGGAGUCGGGGAGUGAACCUGCGCUAAGCAUUGUGGGAAACUCAUAAACUCUGAGCGAGUCUGGAACCUGCUGAACCCGACUGCAGACCUACAGAGUCGACUCGACCAGAGCGGAGCCCUUCUACAGCUCAAUAUGACUAAUUCAAACAGUUAAAGAGACAGUUUGGCCAGAAUUGAACUGACCCAGUUUUCCCAAUUAGUGUAGCCGAUCAGCCGAGUCGUAUUUGGUGUCGGAAGUUUACUUCUUUAGUUUUUGUCUUUAGGCUGACGUAACCUUAAACACCACCAAUUAGCACAGUGCUAACUACAGGCCUAAAGCCUCAAACCAUGUGGAGUUGUUUAGUAAUCUCUGAAAAUGAAUCCUUUAUUUUUCUUGUAUUUUAUUUUGAGGUCCACUUCUAACAUUUGUGUGGUCUUAUGUACCAAAAACACUCAUCAUUAGUUUUUUACCGACCAUUUUCCAGCCUCUCUUUAUCUCUGAGAAUUAAACAGGCUGUUUUUGUCACUGCGCCUUUAAGACUGAUAUAUGUA